This is a messenger RNA of Octodon degus (degu), 995 nucleotides long. It is a transcript of the gene Mosmo, whose product is annotated as chromosome unknown C16orf52 homolog. The record is from RefSeq and is a predicted model, not a curated record. The coding region runs from base 1 to 405 and encodes 134 amino acids. Gene Ontology annotation, biological process: negative regulation of smoothened signaling pathway. NCBI's taxonomy places the organism in Eukaryota, Metazoa, Chordata, Mammalia, Rodentia, Octodontidae. The transcript is spliced from 3 exons. Gene Ontology annotation, cellular component: Golgi apparatus; ciliary membrane.
AUGGCGGGAGCACUGACUGUGGGCCUAGUGCGACAGUGUCAAACCAUCCACGGACGCGAUCGGACAUGCAUCCCUCCCCGGCUGCCCCCCGAGUGGGUCACCACACUGUUUUUUAUCAUCAUGGGAAUCAUUUCACUGACUGUCACAUGUGGCUUGCUGGUGGCUUCCCACUGGCGAAGAGAAGCUACAAAGUACGCGCGCUGGAUAGCAUUCACUGGAAUGAUCCUUUUCUGUAUGGCUGCCCUAAUAUUUCCAAUAGGAUUUUACAUCAAUGAAGUCGGAGGUCAACCUUAUAAAUUACCCAACAACACAGUAGUUGGGUCGUCAUAUGUACUUUUUGUCUUAUCAAUUUUCUUUACAAUAGUAGGACUUCUAUUUGCUGGCAAAGUUUGUUUACCAGGCUGAUGAAUGUCUAGACUGCUUGACUUUUUUUUUUUUUUUUUUUUUUUUUAAGAGGGUGGGAGGACAAAGACAAGCUGUCUGAGCAAUCUUGUAGGAAGAUGCUUAGAUGAAACUGAUGCUGAAAAGAAAAUAAUUAUUUGAUUUGUUCUCACUAUGCACUUUGGAUUUUAAAAAAAAUGAGGAGAGCCUUUUCCAUAACCAAAUACAGACAAUAUUGACUAAAUCUCCUGAGCAUAUUCAGGCAGGCAGUCUGCACUGUGAUAGCAGCCCAGUGACGGAGAACGCGUUGCACAGAAAAGCACGUGGCCCUGCGUGACUCUGUUGUUCCAUUUGAAUGUCUAACGAUUCGUUUGAGGGGAAAAAAGUCUUAAGUAUUUAUGCAUCAAGGUGGACCAGAGGGGAUGCAAGAGAGGUGCGUGGGGGGCGGUCCUCGCCGCCGAAGGAGUGAGCGCUCGCAGCGUCCUUGCCGUGGCGCAAGCCUUGGUGCCAGAACGCAUUGUCUUUGCAUUGCUGUAACAAGAAGCCGGUAGAUCAAAACUUGUUGGCUAAAAUAUAUGUAAAAAUUCUGAAGUUCCCUAAUUUCUGUGUACAAA